GUAUGUGUUGCGAUCAAACAACUACUGCCCUCGUCUUUUUGUCCAUACAUUUGCGCUCCGAGAUUACAGCAUUCGAUUUCGCAUUGUGCCAAAAUCUAUACACUUUUAUACGUUGCUGAUUUUACUCUAGCCGUUGUUGAUCCUGUCCCAACGGCCUUCUUUUGGCUAUGAGCGAUUCCAUACCUCAGGCUCUGCCACGCACCCAUGCCUCCCCAGCUAUGACACCGGCGGCACUAUCCUCCGCCCACAGCAGUAGCCGAUCCCCGAUAUACCCAGAUCUUCACGGUGUGCCGCCUAUUCCGCCGCCGAGAACGUCAUCCAACCACCGAAGUCACGAGAAGGGAUCAGGGUCGCGCCAUAGGAGUAAGGGGGAUGAGCGGAGCCGCCGUGAGAAGAAAGGUGACGAUUCUCGUUCGCGUCGUCAGGCUGUCACAACGUCCGAGGAUCCAUCAAGGGGACCGAGCAAAUAUGGGCAGGGCUCUGCGCACCCCGAAGACCUCUUGGAGACAAAUCCGAGUCAGGGCACGUUGGUCAAGGAGUCAAGUACCGUCAUUAAUCAAGUUCUAGUGAGCGACCCGGCUGUCGAUAUUGAACGAGAACACGCCCGACAAGCAGGAACAUCAGUAUCCCCAUCCAACGCGAGCGCCCCAGGACUCGGCUUGGAAAGUGUGGAGGAUGAUGGCGCACAGAGUAGUAACCUACCGAGCCGACAAGACUUCACUGAACACACCAUUAAGCGCAAAGAAACGACGUUUGGUCAGUAUAUUCUCGGACAAACAGUGGGCGAGGGUGAAUUCGGCAAAGUUAAAUUGGGAUGGAAGCGAGAUGGCUCGGUCGAAGUGGCCAUCAAACUUAUCCGCCGCGAGUCGCUCGGGAAUAAUCCAACUCGGUUACCGAAAAUUUACCGGGAGAUCUCGAUUCUGCGGGACCUUUCGCAUCCAAAUAUCGUACGACUUCACGAAAUGGUAGAGACGGAUCGCCAUAUCGGAAUCAUCAUGGAGUAUGCGUCUGGCGGUGAACUGUUUGACCACAUUCUCAGAAACAAGUACUUGAAGGACAACUCCGCUCGACGUCUCUUUGCACAGCUUGUAUCCGGAGUUGGCUAUCUCCACAAAAAGGGUAUCGUUCAUCGUGACUUGAAGUUGGAAAACUUGCUGCUGGACCGGAAUCGCAAUAUCAUCAUCACGGAUUUUGGAUUCGCCAACACGUUUGACGCUAGUGAUGAGCUCAGCGAAGAGAUUGAAUAUAAUCUCACGAAUAAGGAAUUCGUGAAGAGGACGCGCUUAGACAAGCCCAACGCCAAGGGAAUGCGGAGGGGAGAUCUCAUGCAGACCAGCUGUGGCAGCCCCUGUUAUGCCGCCCCGGAGCUUGUCGUGAGCGAUUCGCUCUAUACUGGACGAAAAGUAGAUGUUUGGAGUUGUGGUGUUAUUCUGUACGCUAUGCUCGCAGGAUACCUCCCCUUUGACGACGACCCGGCGAAUCCUGAUGGUGAUAACAUUAACCUGUUGUAUAAAUACAUUGUGACAACCCCGCUCACUUUCCCCGAAUAUGUGACGCCUCAUGCCCGUGACCUCUUGAGACGGAUAUUGGUCCCGGAUCCACGAAAACGCGCGGAUCUCUUUGAGGUUGCGCGACACAGUUGGCUCAGCGAGUACUCCGACAUUGUCUCACACAUCACCAGUAGUACAACCAAGGUGGCUGACAUUUCAACCACCACCGUGUCCCGCGGUAUGGCCCCUGAUAUAAUCAUCACCGACCCCGUAUUGACUUUAGUAGAACAACCUAGAGAAGGCCAGUCACUGGCUCGCAGUGCGUCAGUCCGAGAACCGCCCAAGACACAUCACGGUUCAAGUCCCUCCGUGGGAGGCUUGGUACAUCAUGCGGGAGAUGUCUCACAGGACCACAGCGACCGAUCCAAAACACCCCGCGAUACAAAACGCCGGACCGUUCAAGUGGAAUAUGUUGCUCCCCAAUCUCAGACAUCCCGUGGAGAAACAUCAGCCGGUUCCAGCGCCACUAUUCAAAAUGUUUCGCCCGUAGAGCCGACUUCGACUCGGACAAAACCUCCAAGUCAAGAUUACGCCAACGUGCAGGGUGCUCCCGAGCAAGUUGCACAGAGGGGCCCUCCUCAGGCUGCACCAGCCCAAUCAUCAGCCCAGCCAUCAGCACCGAUCACCCAUCUACCUCGCUCCACGUCCGAUUCAGCGGCCCUUACAGGAACAGCUUCCCAACCUGCGACGACUCAAGCCACCCGACCUACAACCGGUGGCUCGAUGGCUUCAUUCAACGCUGGACGGUUACCGUCGCGCGGAUCGUACGGGCAACCUGUGGCGCCUACUGUGGCAGCGACCAAUGCUCAAGGCCGACUCGCCCAACCGAAGAGCAAGCAAUACGUCAUUUCCGCACCGAUUCAGCAGGAUGCGAUGCAUUCUCCCGAUAUGGAUCCUUCAAGUUCACAAAACCUCCCCUCCAGGUUCAAUACGACGCCGCGGCAAGAGCCUCCAAAGGGCCACAAGCGAUCGAAUACUGUCUCGAGCAUCGGCGAGAGGUUAUUUGGGAGGUCAGGCUCUAUCUUUGGGGGCCGUGGUCAGCCAAGUGCUUCGAAACAAAAGACUGGCAAACGUUACCCACCUACGAGCAUGAGAGAUCCGUAUUCUGGCGACGACGGACGGGCCUCGAUGGACUCACGGCGCUCAGGCCAGUUUGUCUCUAACCGCAAGACAAGCGAAACCGGCGGCGAGAACAGGCCGCGUCGCUUCUCUUUACUGCCACCUUCAUUCUCAUUAAAGGGCCUCUCCUCUUCAAGCAGAUCACAGACCCCUGAUGAAGAUUCACGACCGGACCGUUUCUUGGACAACCGUGUCAACCAGCGUCCCUCAACAGGAGUUCUACCUACACGUACGCGAGCCACCAGCUACGGCGCCCAAGAUACAAUGGCCGUUGUGCCGCCUGAAGGUGCUCCUUCCGAUGAUGCCAUCACACACGAUGAGCCCGUCAAUUAUCAGGCGCGCAUCGACCAGCAGUUUGCCGUGCUGCACUCGAACAACAGCGGAUCAUACCAACCGUCAUAUGGUGCUGCGUCGGCUGAACAGAUCCACCAAAACGAGACUGACCACUACUACCGGAAUCAAUAUGCCAACCAUUCAACGCCCAACUACUAUGAUGAGUAUAACGGCGUCCAUGAUAAUGGUUCGCGGGUAUCGAUGCAAACCGGGCGAUCCUCGAACCGCCCUGGUGUCUUACAGAAGAAUCAUCGAAAGUUUGCAGAUGCCUACGAGUACGAGCGUGACCUGUCACACCAUUCCGGUAGUUCUGGAGCAGCCCGAAAAGUCAUGGACUUUUUCCGUCGGAGGGCAAAGUCCAGAGCUGGGGAUGAGCGGUAGUCCCCUUGUUCGUAUUUUAUAAUCAUUUUUCUUCCAAUCUUCCCGUCCGAUUUGGACCGGAUUCAGCUUCUCUUCUUGGUCUGUGCAUGGACCAAGAGACCAAUACUUCUGGUCUUGAUACCUUUUGCUUCUUGUUCUCUAUACAGCCGAAGAUUCAAGAAUGCUGCAAGACGUUGUAUUGCCCGCACUUGACCCAGGAUUCAAUCGAGGUUGGGUCCGUCAGUGCGUUUUCGAUUGACGCUUUCCUGGUGAAAAACAGUCGGCCAGGCUCAAAAGAUGUCAGCGUUGAGAGAGCAGAGAAGUUAUUUGGAUACCCCCGUGAUACCCAUGCAACUUUUGUCCCCUUCUGUUGCUUGUAGCUAUCGGUUUGUCCUCUGUUGUACCAGCAGCCAUCUUUUUCUUCCCCGCAUGUAUAUCCCCUAGCAUGUUUGCGUUUCUCACCUUUCACCUUUCCAUGUUCAGAAUAAAUUUUUGCUUUUGCCCAUUUAUUUCCUUUGUCACAGCUUUGUUGUUGCUUUUCUUUUCAUCUCUCUUCAUCCCAUAUCCUUCUUCCUGUCAUUAUAACCCUGGCCCAUUGUAAAUUGACCCUGCCUGCCUGCCUAUUCUUCUUCAUCUUAGCGGUUGCUUUGCUCUUGGUCCAUUACCACACCUUGUAUCAAGUCCCUCUCGACGUGGCGCACAUCAUCGUCAUCAUCUUCUGCUCCUCUACCUCGAGGCCUAUUUAAGGGUAAUAUAAUACGGUUACAUUUUUCUCUUUUACUGAUCUUCCUGCUCAGACUGAUUUUCGGGGUAGUAUAGUAGAUAGAUAAUGAAAUAGUUGUAUGGUUUUCUGCUCCGUAACCCUUUUCUGUAACCGGUCGUUAUGAUAAUAUACAGUUGUAAAUAUGACAAUAUCAAACAAGAAAUGUAUAGAAGCUCGGGAACACAAGCUCUUCCUCAAAGAUCCGCCGCACCUGGGCAAGAACAAAGCGCUCGACCUUGCCGACGUUCUUGAGAGCCUGCUUCCCGUCCUCCUUGCGGCCAAUCUCGCUCUCAACUCGGAUUUCUUGCAAAAGGCCGAGACCCUUUUGUUUGAGGUCCGAACCGGGACCGGAGUCUUGUUGGCUGUGGUCGUUACUAGGGGAGCCAACUAGUGCAUCGGCAUCCUCUGGAGAGAGAAAACAGAAAUGAAUGCGUUUGCGGAUAUAGGCUAUUACCGCGACGCCGUCGAAUGUUACACCGGUGACGUUCAACUUGAGAGGAAGCCCGACGAAACUGGGCAUGGGGUAAUCGAGAAGUAUUUCAGCGGUCAAAGAUAUUUUGAUAUCACCAGCAUAUUUGGCGUGGCAGAGGACUUGGAAAUCCUCCGGCCGGCGCUCUCGCAUGCGAGGUGGGAGGCCGAGGGGACCAGAGGGAUGAGCUGGAUCGUCGGCAAGAUGCUCAUCUGGGUGAUGGGAUCCAUCCCGACUAUUCUUUUUUGAGCCGGAGGGGUGUGUGCUUGCUGUUGAGGGACGCGAGGUCGGAUUGCUAGAGUCGAUAUCUGCGUCGGGGCGGUGGUGCGCGGACGGUCGAUUCCCGCCCCUGUUCCCAUGUCCCGUCGAGUCCGGCCAGUUGUUGGCAAAUGGAGAGCCACCUGCGACGGCAGCGAGAGGAGUCUGCGUACCCGAGAGGCCUCCCAAAGACAUGAGGUGGUAGCCCAAUGUCGAAGUUCCGCCGGGAAUACCUGGUGUACCGGCGCGAGGCAAGAAGUGAGGAUUGAGGUGGUCUCCGAGAGCGAUUGGGGAGCGUAACGGGGAGGACGGUAGACGGCGAUGAUCGGUAUCAAAGGGAUCUCGAAGGCUAUGAUGGUGUCUAGUUAUCGGUACGUCUUCGCGAAAGGAGGAGGGCUCGUUGAGCUCGGAUUGCGUUCCAUGCCACAGAUCGUCGUGGCUCAACUCUUCCGAGAUGUCAGAGGCCGCGUCAUCGUCGUCAUCUUCGUAAAAGUCGGCAAACGGUUCGCAAAAGUCUUUGAUCUCGAGAUCAGGCGCGAUGGUUCCAAACUCAAAGGCAUGGACUUGGACAGAGCGGAUGAAUCGUGGGAGGGGCACCUGCUGGAAUUUGUCGUGGAUGAAGGAGCGGAUACGCUCAGCCAGAGCCUCGCCGUCUGGACCAGAGGUUGCAGUCCCCCAAUCGACCUCGAUGGACAUCACAUGUGAAGCGUAUGAUGAAUGGCUGGCUUAGGGCAAAUUAGCAAGUCUGGGGAAAUUGGACUGUUGGUUUGGGGAAACGGUUUUGGACUGUUGGUUCGAGGCCAUCACGUGACAGGAGCAAGGGCCAGCCAGCGAUCAGGUACGUCUGCAACAGCCUCAACUUCAAC
Messenger RNA from Aspergillus calidoustus, 5718 nucleotides. NCBI's taxonomy places the organism in Eukaryota, Fungi, Ascomycota, Eurotiomycetes, Eurotiales, Aspergillaceae. The record is from the annotation of a GenBank genome assembly.